Messenger RNA from Eubalaena glacialis (North Atlantic right whale), 1722 nucleotides. It is a transcript of the gene SLC13A5, whose product is annotated as solute carrier family 13 member 5. Gene Ontology annotation, biological process: monoatomic anion transmembrane transport; citrate transport. Bases 16 to 1722 code for a protein of 568 amino acids. NCBI's taxonomy places the organism in Eukaryota, Metazoa, Chordata, Mammalia, Artiodactyla, Balaenidae. Gene Ontology annotation, molecular function: citrate transmembrane transporter activity; sodium:dicarboxylate symporter activity; succinate transmembrane transporter activity. The record is from RefSeq and is a predicted model, not a curated record. The transcript is spliced from 12 exons. Gene Ontology annotation, cellular component: membrane.
GGCUCCCUCUCCGCGAUGGCCUCCGCACUGAGCUAUGUCUCCAAGUUCAAGUCCUUCGUGAUCUUGUUCGUCACCCCGAUUCUGCUGCUGCCACUCAUCAUUCUGAUGCCCGCCAAGUUUGUCAGGUGUGCCUAUGUCAUCAUCCUCAUGGCGAUUUACUGGUGCACAGAAGUCAUCCCUCUGGCUGUCACUGCCCUCAUGCCUGCCUUGUUUUUCCCGCUCUUCAAGAUUCUGGACUCCAAACAGGUGUGCGUCCAGUACAUGAAGGACACCAACAUGCUGUUUCUGGGCGGCCUCAUCGUGGCUGUGGCCGUGGAGCACUGGAACCUGCAUAAGAGGAUCGCCCUGCGCACGCUCCUCUGGGUGGGGGCCAAGCCUGCCCAGCUGAUGCUGGGCUUCAUGGGCGUCACGGCCUUUCUCUCCAUGUGGAUCAGCAACACGGCCACCACGGCCAUGAUGGUGCCCCUUGUGGAGGCCGUGCUGCGGCAGAUGGAGGCCAUGAGCGCAGCCACCGAGGCCAGCCUCGGGGCUCUGGAGCUGGCAGACAAGGGCAAGGCCGGCGAGCUGCCAGGGAGCCAAGCGAAUUUUGAAGGUCCCUCCAUGAGGCAGCGGGAGGUCGACAGGAAGAACGUAUGCAAGGCCCUGACCCUGUGCGUGUGCUACGCAGCCAGCAUCGGAGGCACUGCCACCCUGACCGGCACGGGACCCAACGUGGUGCUCCUGGGCCAGAUGCAAGAAUUGUUUCCUGACAGCAAAGACGUCGUGAACUUCGCCUCUUGGUUUGGAUUUGCCUUCCCUAAUAUGCUGAUCAUGCUGCUGCUCUCCUGGCUGUGGCUCCGGUUUAUUUACAUGAGAUUCAAUAUUAAAGAGUCCUGGGGCUGCGGGCUGGAGAAGAAGAGUGAGGAGAAGGCUGCCCACGAGGUGCUGUGGGCGGAGUACAGGAAGCUGGGGCCCCUCUCCUUCGCUGAGGUCAACGUCCUUCUCUGCUUCUUCCUGCUGGUCGGCCUGUGGUUCUCCCGGGACCCCGGCUUCAUGCCCGGCUGGCUGUCAAUCGCCUGGGUGGAGGGCAAGACAAAGUAUGCCUCCGAUGCCACAGUGGCCAUCUUUGUGGCCAUCUUGCUAUUCAUUGUGCCUUCGCAGAAGCCCAAGUUCAACUUCUGCAGCCAGACUGAGGAAGAAAGGAAAACACCAUUUUAUCCGCCUCCGCUGCUGAAUUGGAAGGUGGCCCAGGAGAAAGUACCCUGGGGCAUCGUGCUGCUCCUGGGGGGUGGCUUUGCUCUGGCUAAAGGAUGCGAGGCCUCGGGGCUGUCAGAAUGGAUGGGGAAGCAGAUGGAGCCCUUGCAUGCCAUGUCCCCAGCAGCCAUCACCUUGAUCUUGUCCACACUCAUUGCUGUGCUCACUGAAUGCACAAGCAACGUGGCUACCACCACCCUGUUCCUGCCCAUCUUUGCCUCCAUGUCACGUUCCAUUGGCCUCAACCCGCUGUACAUCAUGAUCCCCUGUACCCUGACUUCAUCCUUUGCCUUCAUGUUGCCCGUGGCCACCCCACCUAAUGCCAUCGUGUUUUCCUAUGGACACCUCAAGGUUUCCGACAUGAUGAAAACAGGACUAAUAAUGAACGUCAUUGGAAUCACCUGUGUAUUUUUGGCCAUCAACACCUGGGGACGGGUCAUAUUUGACUUGGACAGUUUCCCUGACUGGGCUAAUGUGACAGCACAUUGA